This is a messenger RNA of Camellia sinensis, 1859 nucleotides long. Its product is annotated as coiled-coil protein. Gene Ontology annotation, molecular function: cullin family protein binding. NCBI's taxonomy places the organism in Eukaryota, Viridiplantae, Streptophyta, Magnoliopsida, Ericales, Theaceae. The record is from RefSeq and is a predicted model, not a curated record. Gene Ontology annotation, biological process: positive regulation of ubiquitin-dependent protein catabolic process.
UCCCUUAACAGACGACGGUGUUUGUUCGUUUUUUUGGACAGUCAGUUUGAUUUUUGUUGAGAGAGAGCGAGAGAGAGAGAGGACAUGGAUGAAUCGCUAGAAAUUCUGGAGAAAUCGCUUGCCAAUUCAGGGGUUUCGAUCCCACAAGGAGUGUCUUCGAUCAAAGACCUCAGUCCCGACACUUUGUUCUCGAUCUGCGCACAAUCGCUUCGCCUCAUCGACCCCCCUUCUUCAUUCCCCACCUCCCUCCCCGACUCCAUGGCCGACCGCUUCAAGAUCUGCACUGACCUCGCUUCUUCCGUCACCAACCUCGGUUUCAUCGGCGACAUCAGCUUCCACAAGUUCCUGUAUCCAUCUGAAGAGGACCUGUAUAAGUUGGUGAGGUUCUUAGUUAGGAAGCUGUCUGAAUUACCAAAAGAAGUUGGGGAAGUUGCUGAGAAAAGGGAUAUCAUUGCUAGUACAACAACAAAGGAAAAUGACUUCAAAGCCGUUCCUUCUGAGGAAUCGACGAAGAAGGCUGAUAAUCAUAGGGUAGAUUUGAGUGGUGAUGGAGUUGGAACCAGAUUAGAGGAUCUGAGGCUGAACUCUGAAGAUGCCUUUGUCAGUGGCUUUCUCGAGACUCAUCCAUUGCAACAAAAGAUUGGCACGGAAGCUAUUCCUGAGAUAUUCAGAUCUGGCAUGCAAGAUUUCAGCAAGGAGGAUACGACAAGUGUGCAGGAUGACAAUGAGUCAACGAAAAGACUUGGGAAGUCAUAUGAAGAAUCUGCAAGUCAAAUGGACGAUAAACAUGUUUCAGAGAUUGAGCAGAAACUAAUUUCUCUAAGCAAGCAGUCGUCUGAGAUAAGAUACAAGAUUGGAAAAUUACGAAGUCAGGAGAAAGUGCUUGUGGAGGAAACAAGUGCAAAGACCGUAGAAGCACAACAUCAAGAAGAAGAGCAUGAGUUGUUGAAAUCAGUUGUAGAAAUGGCAUUUGAUGACCAACAUAAUGCUGACUUUCACAUUACACAGCUCAAUGAGCAAGUAGAUUCUAGACGGGGUCAUCUUAUGGAACUCGAGACACAAUGGGAUACUCUCAGAAAGUCCUUGGAAGAGAAAAAGAGAAGCCUCGAGGAGGCUGUUCAUGCAACAAAACCUGAGUCUCUGGAAAAGCUGAACAAAUUGAAAGACAUUGAGCUGGAAAUAGAAGCUGUCCUAUCUGAAACUAAAAAAAGGGACGAGGAACGUUCUAAACUGUCAGCAGAUCUUGGAAAUCAGCCCAAACUUGCAUCUAGGAGAUCCUAUAUUCAGCGGAUCACAGAGAUCGCUAAGAACAUCCGGAAACAAGAUGCAGACAUAGAGCGGAUUUUAAAAGAUACCAGGGAGCUUCAGUUGGAGUAUAAUUCUAUCCAAGAACGCCUACAUCGAACCUAUGCAGUGGUAUAUGAGACAGUGUUAAGGGAAGCAAAGAAAGGCACCGUGGGGGGGCAAGCUUUAAUGCUCCUUACCAGCAUUCAUGAAAGUUUCGAUCAGAUCGCAGAUAAAAUCCUUAGCGCUGAUCAAAUGCGAAGGGAAGUGGGAGAAUAUGAAGCCAAGCUUUCAGCGUUGGCCCGCCGAAGCUUUAACGUUGACAAACUUCAAGCUGAUCUUGAUGCCAUCAGGAGAGAGAAUGAGUUCCUGGAGCGACAAACGCCUCAAUGACUCUUGAAAUCUGUAAGGUCCUGUCUCAUUAGACCUUAUACCUGCAAAAUCGUAGAUCAAGCUUUUAAUUUUGAUCAAUUAAUAGUCUGUAAUUUGUGAAAACUUAUUCAUUGUCAUGGAAAAUAAAUUUGUGAAAACUUACUCAUUAUUUUCUUCAAUAAAUUUGGGGGUAAGUUCUGAUA